Messenger RNA from Venustampulla echinocandica, 2235 nucleotides. RefSeq lists its product as uncharacterized. Bases 1 to 2235 code for a protein of 744 amino acids. Lineage: Eukaryota; Fungi; Ascomycota; Leotiomycetes; Helotiales; Pleuroascaceae. The transcript is spliced from 3 exons. Gene Ontology annotation, molecular function: protein binding. The record is from RefSeq and is a predicted model, not a curated record.
AUGGCCAACCGACCGAAUUACCUCGAUCUUCGGUCCGAGUCCCAUGGAUCAACUAGCACAGGACUUCCGUCUCCUCGUUUACACGUCGCGGGAGACGUCCCUCCCGAACUUUCACCUCUCGAUGCAUUCGCAGCCCAAAGCCGACGCUUGGCCAAGCAACUGGAGGAGAGCAUGAACAGCGGUGGGAAACGGAUUAGCAGGCUUCCUCCCCUGGCAAUAGCAGAUUCAUUGAACCAAGCCCGACCUACAUACUUCCGUUCUUUUUCAGCUGAGGCGGGAUCUGGAACGCCCACAUCGCCAUUAAAUAGCCCUGGGAUCGGCCUGAAGAUGGAAGUUGAGGCCCCUUUGAAUCGCCCGGUUUCUGUUCAUCCCCUCCUCAGUGGUGCCAACGGUGCGCCGCCACCUCUACCCGCGGAGCCAUCUCCUAUGUUGGAUAUACGCGAUGAAGGACAGCCUCGAGGUAGAACACGCCCAAACCCAAACCAGCUCCACGGCCCUGGAUAUUUUGGAGCUCGGCGAGAACGAUCCCCGCAAUCUUUAGAUCGAGGCCAGAGCCUUGCCUCCGCGGAGAACGCCUCGUCAGAUAUACAAUCUCGACCUAGUGUUGAGUCCAUGCGCUCUCAUGGAAAUGGACCACGGAGAGCAAAUGACACCUCUUUAGGGAUAACCAAUUACGAUUCUAGAGCACUAGCACCUCCUCGGUCACCAUUCGCACAAAGGACUCCAAGCCCUAGAUCGAUGUCCAUGGAUAGCUCCGAUGACGAUCUCAAUACCUCAAACGCAUCUCGAGUUUUGUCACCACCCAGAAAACUUUCUUCAAGUAGCGGCUUAUCAACCUCACCUAUUUCACCCACGAUGCAUUCCAUGCCAAGAUCACCCUCUAUAAGUUCUGAAAUGUCUGUUGGUGGAACACACCUGCCACGACCAGCGUUCAAUUUUUCCAGGCCUUUGAGCAGAGCCAGCGCCGCCGGGUUACCAGUUGAUCUCCCCUCAAGGCAGGCAUCUUCUGACAGCCAGCCCUCAUUUAUACUAGCUGAUGAUACUGCACAUACUCCUGUCAGUAUCCACAGUGAUGGCUUUCCAGAAAGUAUCAACGAAACUGGAGCAGCGCCGUCAUACGUUUAUUCCAGGUUUUCAUUGCCCAGGGGCAAAAUCCUACAGAGGAACUCAUUGAUAUUUCAAGAAAACCUACCACAGGCACAAUUUUCAUGGGAACAGCCAGUCGCCUUCACAAAUGUAGAGACCAUGUCAGGCGGGGCACCACCGUCUCCUCCCUUCAGACCUUCUAACGCGUCUUUAAGACCAGACCCAGGACAGCUUCGGCCGUCGCUUGACCGUUCCAGACCUUCAAUUGAACCAGGACAGCCAUCGUUUGAUCUUGAACGGCCAUCGCUUGACCCAGGCCGCCCUUCGCUCGAUCCGGGAAAGAUUUCAAGUGAGCAAGGACGGUCAUUAGCAUAUCAGCCGCAAUUAUCAAAGUAUGAUGGCCAGACUCCAUCCCUCGCAUCAUCGGCUACCAUCAAAGCCAGAUCGCAACAUUCCCUAGCAUCAGCUGCAGAGUUGCCUGCUGAAGAACAUGUUUCAAAAGCCAUAGAAUAUCACGAAGCAGGUGCCCUGACCAAAUCAACCUAUCACCUUCGCCUUGCCGCACGUCAAAAUCACCCCACAGGAAUGCUCCUCUAUGCCUUGGCUUGCCGACACGGUUGGGGCAUGCGACCAAAUCAAAAGGAAGGAGUUGCUUGGCUACGCCGGGCCGCAGAUUCUGCUAGCUUGGAAAUUGCUGAUGAUGAAGACCUGAUUAGGGGUGGUAAGACAGUUGACAUACUGGAAAGAAAUACAAGAAAAGCCCAGUUCGCCCUGAGUAUUUAUGAGCUUGGUGUUAGUCAUAUGAAUGGAUGGGGCAUCGAGCAGGAUAAGGUGCUUGCUUUGCGCUGUUUUGAGAUUGCCGGGUCUUGGGGAGACGCUGAUGCUCUAGCGGAAGCGGGGUUCUGUUACGCACAGGGCAUAGGCUGCAAGAAGGAUCUUAAGAAAAGCGCGAAGUUUUAUCGUCAAGCGGAAAGUAAAGGCAUCAGUAUGGUAGGGAAUAGCUGGAUCUACAAAGCAAAAUAUAACGACGAUACGGAAGAGAAAAAUUUGCCAGAGGCGCGACCAUCGUCAGAAAAAGAAAAGGACAAAAUCCCGCGCAAUAAAUCACGGUCACGAACGAUGUUUGGAAGGAUGAAAUCAGCAUCCUGA